Sparassis crispa is the source of this 351-nucleotide messenger RNA. RefSeq lists its product as hypothetical. Bases 1 to 351 code for a protein of 116 amino acids. The record is from RefSeq and is a predicted model, not a curated record. NCBI's taxonomy places the organism in Eukaryota, Fungi, Basidiomycota, Agaricomycetes, Polyporales, Sparassidaceae. The transcript has 2 exons.
AUGGUGGUUUACGUCCUCCGUACGUCCUCGAAUGCUGAAGCAGAUCCAGGACCUAGCCCUGCAGUCACAUAUGCAGGAAUGUACGCAGUCCUCGCCGCACCACCACUCCUCCCGACUGCGCCAUCCUGUACGCGUGCGUGCGUGCGUCGCCCUUCGAUAUUCGGCAUCGACGAACUCGAGCGUGGUGAUCGUGUCAGAAAGCGGAUCCGGCUUGAGGAUCCCUCGCCCUACAUUUGCAUGCACACACGAGAUCCCACUAAGUGCAAGUACAUACACGUCGCCGUUUCCCCAUCCCAUCACACGCACACGCGCACUCGGGCGCAGUGCCAUCGCCACGAUAUUACUGGCUGA